Cyphellophora europaea CBS 101466 is the source of this 411-nucleotide messenger RNA. RefSeq lists its product as uncharacterized. Lineage: Eukaryota; Fungi; Ascomycota; Eurotiomycetes; Chaetothyriales; Cyphellophoraceae. Bases 1 to 411 code for a protein of 136 amino acids. The record is from RefSeq and is a predicted model, not a curated record. The transcript is spliced from 2 exons.
AUGGCGACCGAUAAAUCCAUCCCACGGGAGGACAAGGGCCGCUGUCUAUGCGGCGCCGUGACCUUCACCGUGGUUGGUGAGCCGAUCUACAAUGUGGUCUGCCACUGCGAGAACUGCCGCAAGCUCUCCGCACUCACGCCGCUCAACGACGAUAUCGUCAGCAUCCCCGCCGGAAUCCUAGCGUCCGGAAACUCGGGACUUGGCAUCAUCGCCCAAGCAGAGGGGGACAGAAUGAUACAGAAGCGGUGGACACCGCAUAAAGAGCAGUUCUGUCGGGACAAGGCGGCUUGGAUGGGUGACUUGGCUGAUCAUGUUGGGCAGGAGAGAUUUGUUAGGGGGCCAUUUUCGGAGAAGGUGGGGGAAGAGCAGCAGCAGCAAGGAGGAGAGCACGGAGGAGGCGGCAAGUUGUAA